ACACGCUCACGCACAGCGAACACUCUCACUUCUAUUCUGCACUUGAAAAAAAACAAGACUAGUUCAUUUUUCAAUUCUCAGAGAUCUUAUUUAUUACAGAUUAAAAUCAACAGUACAUAAAUUAGUAGCAGAGAUGCAGAGAUUAAACCAGUUGAUAACAAGAAAACAAUUAAUUAUUAACCCAAAAGCUGGGUUUCGAGAAUUCUCUGCUCUUCCAAACUAUGCUCAACAUGAUGAUCUUCAAGACCAGGUUUUGGUUGAAGGAAGAGCUAAAUCAAGAGCAGCAAUUCUUAAUAGACCCUCUUCUCUUAAUUCGCUCACUGCUCCAAUGGUGGCUAGGCUUAAGAGACUUUAUGAAUCAUGGGAAGAAAAUCCAGAUAUUGGAUUUGUUUUAAUGAAGGGUAGUGGAAGGGCUUUCUGCUCGGGUGCUGAUGUUGUUUCCCUUGCCGAGUUAGCUAACGAAGGUAGAAUUGAAGAAUGCAAAAGCUUUUUUCAGAUACUACAUAAGUUUGUUUACCUGCAAGGAACAUAUUUGAAGCCACAUGUGGCUUUCUUGGAUGGUUUCACAAUGGGAUGUGGGGCUGGAAUUUCACUCCCGGGAAUGUUCACUGUCGUAACCGAUAAAACUGUUUUUUCUCAUCCCGAAGCUCAAAUGGGUUUCCAUCCAGAUGCAGGGGCUUCCUAUUAUCUUUCUCGUCUUCCUGGUUGCUUGGGGGAAUAUUUGGCCCUGACUGGAGUUAAGCUUAAUGGUGCAGAAAUGAUUGCUUGUGGCCUUGCUACCCAUUAUUCUUUAAACGCGAGAAUCGCUAUGGUUGAGGAUCGCCUUGGAAAAUUGAUCACAGAUGAUCGUAACGUCAUUGAGACUUCUCUUGCACAAUAUGGUGAUCUUGUUUAUCCAGAUGAGAGAAGCGUCCUUCAUAAGAUUGAGGCCAUUGAUGCAUGUUUUAGCCAUGACACUGUAGAGGAAAUUAUUGAUGCAUUGGAAAAUGAGGCAGCCAGCUCCUACGAUGAAUGGAGUAAAGAAGCCCUUAGAAGAAUAAAAGAAGCCUCACCAUUAAGUUUAAGAGUUACCUUACGAUCUAUUCGAGAAGGUAGAUUUCAAUCUCUGGAUCAAUGCCUAGCUCAUGAAUAUCGAAUUUCCCUCACCAACAUCUCCAAAAGGGUCUCCAGUGACUUCUUUGAGGGAGUCCGAGCUCGGUUAGUGGAUAAAGACUUUGCUCCAAAGUGGGAUCCUCCAAGUUUAAAGGAAGUAAGUGAAGACAUGGUGGACUAUCAUUUCUCUCCGCUCGGUGAGCUCGAACCAGAGCUAGAGCUGCCCACAGCAACACGAGAACCUGGUGUGUGAGAAAGGUUAAUAGUAUGAAUAGGGAUCAUUGCUAGCUUCUGAUACUGCAGAAGAAGUAAGCAAUUGACUCGGCUAAAAGCGUUGCAGAGAAUUAAUUCCGAACCCGAUUCGUUGUAGUGGAUAGUUCACUAUGCCAUUGUUGCUCACUCAUUAGCGUAAUUGUUUACUGAACAUGUCAGUAUGAGAUUUUGUUAGGUUUUAACAAGGCAGCAGAAAUUGAAAUAUUUGUUUUCUUGCCUUGUAAAAAAGAAAUUGCAAUGCUGAUGCUUUCUUGUGAUUCCUUACUUUUAGAUUUAUGAUAUGUGCUGAUUGAAUAA
Mercurialis annua (annual mercury) is the source of this 1662-nucleotide messenger RNA. Its product is annotated as 3-hydroxyisobutyryl-CoA hydrolase-like protein 2, mitochondrial. The transcript is spliced from 14 exons. Gene Ontology annotation, biological process: L-valine catabolic process. Bases 134 to 1345 code for a protein of 403 amino acids. Lineage: Eukaryota; Viridiplantae; Streptophyta; Magnoliopsida; Malpighiales; Euphorbiaceae. Gene Ontology annotation, molecular function: 3-hydroxyisobutyryl-CoA hydrolase activity. The record is from RefSeq and is a predicted model, not a curated record.